GGGUUGACGUUUAAAAGUGAACCGCAGAAGUUAUGUGGACUACACUUCUGUUUAUUGAGUUAAAUACAAACAAGACUGAAGGCAACGUGUGAAAAAAACAGCGACGACAUUAACGUUAUUCUCUGAAAUACAUUCCCGCUUGCCUGAAAGAUGGCCACGUUGAUCUACGUCGACAAAGAGAACGGUGCUCUUGGCACCCCUGCUCCAUCCAAACUGCGAGGGAGGCUCUUCUCCGCUCCGUCGGACACCUGCUUAAAGACCCCCGCGUCUGAAAAGCCCCGGUUUGGCGUUCACCCGCAGUCGGGUCGCAGAGCUCUGGGGACCGUCAAUAAACUCGGGUCCGCUUCGUCCGUCUCCCUAACAGGAGGAAAAAAGAGCAAAACUACAGCAAUACCAACGCAAAAAGUGAAAACGAAGCCACAGAACACCCAGGAGGAAUAUCCGGAAAUUGAAAAGCUAAUCACAUACGACCCACGGGAGUUUGAGACGUACGAGGUUCCGGAGGAGGUUCGGCUCAGCCAUCUGUGUCUGGCUGGUCUCGCGCGUUUCCCUGGCAACUACGUUCUGCAAGAGGAGGAUUUCGAAAUUAUUGACCCAUGUCAACGGCUGUCGCCCAUGACUAUGCCCACAGAGGACUUCUCCUCUGAGCUGGACGCCUUCUUCCAGACCAUCAGUGAGCUCACCGUAGAGCUGCCUCCAGAGCUGGAAUAUUAGAUGUACCAUGUUUGUUUUUAAUUUUAACUUUUACUAAUAAAAAUCUGCAUUGUUUUAUACUUCUGCCA
This is a messenger RNA of Conger conger (European conger), 782 nucleotides long. It is a transcript of the gene pttg1, whose product is annotated as PTTG1 regulator of sister chromatid separation, securin. The transcript is spliced from 6 exons. The record is from RefSeq and is a predicted model, not a curated record. Gene Ontology annotation, cellular component: nucleus; cytoplasm. Gene Ontology annotation, biological process: chromosome organization. Bases 151 to 714 code for a protein of 187 amino acids. Lineage: Eukaryota; Metazoa; Chordata; Actinopteri; Anguilliformes; Congridae.